AUGACUUGCUCGCCCUGCUCUAUACCCCCUUUAUGGGCUGGUGAUCGUUUGCCUCUCUUCCUUCCUGCUCUGCUCUCAAUCUCUUUGUCCAUGUUCGCAUUGCGCACAAUGCAGCGCAACCCACAGCAACAAAGCCAAAGCUGGACACAGUCAUCGGGCACGAGGCCAGCAACACAGUGCGGGUCACAGACUACCACGAGCCGCGCCUCCAAUGAGUCUGUACCUGAAGAAGUCCGCGGUGCGCCGUGCGGCGGCCACACUGACAGUCGUUGGCCAUUGCUCACAUUUCAUGCUUCUGCAUCCCACAAGGCCGUACCAGAGACGCACGCAUCUCCUCCUGAGCUGUAUCGGAGACAUCGUGACAGAUUCCGUCACUUCCCAUCAUCACCGGCGAUGGAGCGUCUGAUGGGAACCCAGUUCUGGCGGGUUCUUGUACUGGCAGAUCAAGCCAACAGAUUCGCCCGGCCUCUCGCCUGUCUUAUGCAGACUGUUGCUGCCGCAAGGUCUUCGGCUCUCGGCAGCUGGCUCAGUUUCAGAUCGUUUUAUGUGGACGACUUUGCUAGGGAUCAAUCCUUGGCCACACUCGAGGCCCUUGGAAAGUUUCAUCAGGACACGAUCGUGUCUCAAUCCAGUCUUGCGAUGAUCUACAACGGUCAAGCACUCAUGUGUCUCCACAACCUGGGUAUCCUCUGCCGGGAACACGGCCUUCGUUUCGGGGAUGAAGACGAGCUGGAUAAAGCUCGGACUAUCUGGAAGAGCAAUGUGCGAUGCCAUGGCACGAGAUUGCUCGACCGUGUCCAUCAGGUGCUGGGCGUCAUAUGGGCUGAUAAUGACCAUGUGGUUCAGCGUGCGGUCGCCACUAGAUCCAUCCUGCUACUCUGGGGCGACGGUGAGGUUGGGUCGGACAGCCAGGAGAGACAUUACGCAGAGAAGCCGCAUGCAGUAGGGCGAUGUGCGGAGCGGCUCGACGCGAUAGGUACAUUGCACGACACAGAUGGUGUCGUCCUUGUCAACGAAGACGGCCGCCGCUGUGUCACUGUUGUGGGCCAGCAAACUCAGCCGUUUCUUCACGACGCCCAGGUUGUCCAGCUCGAUGGACUGGGCACCAUGCGCGUACGUCGGUGUCCAUCACGAUGA
Molecule: messenger RNA, 1137 nt
Organism: Microdochium trichocladiopsis
Lineage: Eukaryota; Fungi; Ascomycota; Sordariomycetes; Xylariales; Microdochiaceae
Exons: 7
Coding region: 1-1137 (378 amino acids)
Source: RefSeq, a predicted model, not a curated record